CCAUUUGCCCACCAGGGGAGGAAUUUAAUUCUACUAGUAAAACUUGUGGGAAGUGUGCCUUAGGGUAUUACAAGUCUACAACUGGUAACAGUGAGCCAUGUACCAAGUGUCCUGAUGGUAAUACAACACUUGUCAUAGGUUCUGUCUCCAGUGCCGCUUGCAAUAUAUCUGACUGUUUGCCGGGAACCUAUCGGUCAUCUGGAGCCGGAUGUAAAGAGUGUCCAGCUGGAACAUUCCAGGAUGAGAAAUCCCAGACAUCAUGUCAAAAGUGCCCUGCUAAUAAAAACAUAACAGAAACUACAGGAGCAACUUCAGAUAGCUACUGUAUAGUGUCUUGUGGGGAUGGUUCACAGUAUGAUAGAACUUUAGACAAUUGUACAGCCUGUCCCAAAGACUUCUACACCAACAGAAAAAUCUCACAAUACUGCAUCAAAUGUCCAUCAGGGUUCAUCACAUAUGGAGCCGGGUCUUCAGAGUGUGUUCCGCAAGCCCCUGGAACAACUGCUGCUCCAGUCAUAAAGCAACAGACAUUUAUAUUCACUCUUUCGUACAAAUUGUUUUUGGAUUGUCAAGUUCCAGAUGCUGUUAAUUCAGCAUUGGCAAACAUAAGGGCUCGAAUUAUACAUAGGCUUCUUGCAUUAGCCUCCCGUUUUGCAAAUUUUUGCAGAAAAAUAAAUGUUCAAGAAUGCUUUCUAUCUGUAAGAGUACAAUCUAAUGUUUGCAAAACAGCAAGAAGGAAAAAAAGAAAUGCAUCACCCGUAGAUCUAGAUGUUAAAGUGGAUAUUCCUGAUGUCAGCUCAACUGUAACAGAUACUGAAGAACCUACAAAAAUUCUGCAAACUGAAUCCAUGCUUAAAGAGGACUUGGAUACAAACAAACCUGAAUAUGCACCUCAGGGCACAGAAUUAGUAAGUUCUAGAUUUGAGGGGAAAGUGAUAACAUGUGAGAAUGGUUCUGUUCCUGCAAGCAACAAUGAAACAUGUGUGAUAUGUACUGAAGGAACAUACCAUAACACUGAAAUGGGCAAAUGUGAAAACUGUCCAAGGAACUUCUAUCAGGAUCAGAAUCAGCAGAUAACUUGUAAACCAUGUUCAGGCUCUGUGAAAAUAUUCACUGUAUCAGAGGGUUCAAAUUCACAGAGUCAAUGUGUGUCUGAGUGUAGUACUAAUCCAAAUUACUGUAAGAAUGGAGGAAAAUGUAACUUCAAUGAUGUGACAAUAUGGUGUACAUGUAAAGAGCGAUACUCUGGCUCCAGAUGUGGAGAGCAAGCUGAAUAUACUUCAGACACACCUUACAUAAUAGGAGGAACUGUUGGUGGAUUAGCUGCUAUAAUGGUUGUAGCCCUCGUCAUUAUAUGCUUGAUAAGGUGUCUCAAAAGAUCAAAGGAAUCUACUUCCAAAUAUCCACCGAGUGAACCAAUGGAAUAUUUUUAUGAUUACAAUACUCCAUUUUAUGACAAUAGCUCUAAGAGAGGAGGUAUUUCAUCUCAUGCCCGAAUGAACCCAGCCUUUAACUAUGACGAUGGCAGCUUCUAUGAUACCCGUAACAGGAUGUAUCCACAGGAAGAUGAUGAUUACAGAGGAUAUCGAUGGCAGGAGGCUCGAGGGGAUUUUGAUCUUUGAUAUUUUUUCCUUUGAACCUGUAUAUUAAUCAAGUAGACAAAACAUAUCGAAAUUUUAUAUGUCCAAACAUAAUUUCAUCAUUAUUCUUUAUUGUAUGCAUAUUUUAAUUGUGUGAGUGGUUUUAAAGUGGACAUUCCCUAUACUAAGAGUUCUUUCUUAUAAUUACCCCAGUGAGGUUUUUGUUUGUAAUUGACGAGUACAUGAUUUAUACUUGCAUGAAGGUGCACUGAGUAUAGUUGAUUUCUUGCCUGUACAAGUUCACAAGAAUGCAUAUCUUUCUUUUUAAAUUACAUUUUAAUUAAUAUAGGUAUUAAGAGGGGGCUUUUUCUUGUGCAAUAACUAAAAUCAAAAGCAAUAUUUACAAUCAUAUUCAAUUCAUACAUAUUUUUUUGAUUUGUUAAUUAAUUUUCACCGUUUCAAAUAUAAUUUGAAAACCUCAAAAUCAGAUGAUUGAUAAUGUGCAAAAUUUAUAUGUGGAAAUUCAUGUCAUGGAGCAUGAAAAUUCUGAAAGACUUCAAUAAAAGCUCCAUUUUAAGAAUUACUGCAAGAUUAAGACACCUAGUGAGGCUGAAAAUUCUUCAUCUUGAGUUGUGUGUUGCAAUUAUAUAAUUUCCAUAAUCAAAGCUUUCAAUCUAGUGUGAAAUUUGAUAGUUACAUAAUAUAUUAUAUAUAAUAUGCUAGAAAAUGUAUUAAGAGUGCAUUAUACCCUAAAUCAUAUACUGUUACGAACUACGUAUUUUACCUUUUCUAUUGUAUGA
Molecule: messenger RNA, 2380 nt
Organism: Saccostrea cuccullata (small rock oyster)
Lineage: Eukaryota; Metazoa; Mollusca; Bivalvia; Ostreida; Ostreidae
Product: sushi, von Willebrand factor type A, EGF and pentraxin domain-containing protein 1-like
Exons: 10
Biological process (GO): signal transduction
Cellular component (GO): cell surface
Source: RefSeq, a predicted model, not a curated record